Messenger RNA from Centruroides sculpturatus (bark scorpion), 1227 nucleotides. Its product is annotated as sodium/bile acid cotransporter-like. The transcript has 4 exons. The record is from RefSeq and is a predicted model, not a curated record. Gene Ontology annotation, cellular component: membrane. Bases 1 to 1227 code for a protein of 408 amino acids. NCBI's taxonomy places the organism in Eukaryota, Metazoa, Arthropoda, Arachnida, Scorpiones, Buthidae.
AUGCAUAUUUCUAUGCUGGGACAUUUUAUUAUGCUGUUUAUGAUUGCAUCGUUGCCAUUUAAUUUUUUAAAACCGCGUAUCGUUUUUCAACCGGACAGCUUAAAUAAACUCGAACGAGGAAUUACAAAAAGAGUAUAUUGGUAUCUUGCAGAAACAUCAAAGUUUUUCAGAUCUGGAAUAAGUUUUCACGUUUCUUACUACUUCAAUAGUAAAAUUGUCGAAAUAUCUGGACAUAGAAUAACUUCUUGUCUUAAAGCUGGAAGUGGAAAUUACAGUUUUGAGUUGAAAGCUAAGUCCAGUGGAUUUACAGAAAUCUUGUUAAUUUUGAAACCAACUAAUUGUUCAACAUUUGAACUUUUGGAUUUCGAAUAUAUUUAUACCUAUCAUGUCAGCGUUAUUACAGUAGAAUCUGUUUGGGCGAGGGUGUUUAAAAUUGCUCUUGUCAGUAUCAUUACUCUUAAUUAUGUAAAUAUCGGAUGCCAGCUGGAUAUUACAGAAAUUAUCAAAGUAUUAAAACAACCUGCAGGACCUAUAAUUGGAGUCUUUAGUAAGUUUUUAAUGAUGCCACUGAUGUCAUUAGGAAUUGGUUACUUAUUAUUAAAUGAUUGGCACCUUCGUCUUGGACUUUUUGCACUUGGUUGUUCUCCUGGAGGAAAUAUGAAUGUCGUAUGGUCUCAUUUAUUAAAUGGAGAUAUAAAUCUCAGUAUUACUAUGAUGUUUAUCAAUCGAGUUGCAGCUCUAGGUUUGACAUCAUUAUGGUUUUUCAUUCUUGGAAGAGAAUUAUUUUACGAAGGUCAAUUCGUCUUUUCUUACUUUAAAUUACUUGUAUCUCUGGUAUCAUUAAUAUGUCCGUUAGGAAUUGGAUUAUUAAUUCGUCAGUUUAAACCGAACUUAGCGCUAGUGAUAUUAAAAUUAAUCCGGCCUAUUUUAAUAAUAAUGAUCAUGAUAGCUAUCGUUAUUCUUUUAUCGAUUCAUCAAUACUUAUUUUUACAAAUCACUUGGAAAGUCAUAAUAUCAUGCUUCUGUCUUUUUUCAUUCGGAUUUUUAUUCAGUUUUAGUGUUGCUUGGCUUUUUCGCUUGGAGAAACCUCAGAUAUUAGUCAUAGUAGUUGAGACUUCUUUUCAAAAUGGUGGAAUGGCUUUUUUGAUGCUUAAAUUAUCUUUAAUUCAUUCAGAUACAGAAUUAACUGAAAUUCCUGUUGUUGCUCAAUUGACAUUAAAUAUGUAA